AUGGCGCGAAAUCCCGCACUGCUGCUGCCGCUGGCCCUGGGACUCUACAUUACCCUUGUUCCAUCUAGCACUACUGCCCAGUGCGAGAAAAGCAUAGAGUGCAUCAUCUCUGACAAGAGCAGGGUCCAGUGCCUAAAAUAUGACCCUGAGAGUGACGAUGUUGGACAAUGUUGUUGUUGCGAUAUCAACGAAUGCCAGAGGUCUAACAGAUGUGGAGAACGUACCAAAUGCAACAACAAAAACGGGAACUACUCCUGCGAUUGCUUAGAAGGAUUCGAGUACAGCACUGGGCCAAUGGUCUUCAAGAAUGCCAGUAACAUCACAUGCAUUGACAUUGAUGAGUGCCAGCAAAACGCCUCCAUCUGUGAACCCAACGGAAGUUGCAUCAACAGGAUAGGGGAUUACCUGUGUAAAUGCAAGCCAGGGUUUGGGAAGAGCUCCAAGGAUGAUAGAAAAAUAUGCAAAGAUAUUGAUGAGUGUGCCUCAAACCCUUGUGGCGAAGGUGCCCGAUGCCAAAACUUUCCAGGGGGAUUUUGGUGUCCGUGCAUACCUGGGUAUAUCAACUACACCGAAGUUACCCCCGAGGGUAAAGCGAACAGCAGUUGCAAGCCGUUCUCCUGUUCAGCAUCUCCAAGCAAUAACUGUUCAAAUGAACAGACAUUCAUCUGCGGCUUUACAGCACAGUUGGAGCGCAUCUGCAGUUCAUCACUGAGUGUACAGAACCACACGGAUAAAGAGAAGGUCCUGAAGGAUAUGCUGAAUCUGCUGGAUGACCUAGUGAGCUCACCUGCGCUGGAGAACAAAAGCAAGGAGGAACGACACCACAAAGCCACUGAACUGAUGAGAGAGAUCGAGUCCUGGCUCAGACAUUUUGCAGCCACCCUGAACAACCAGCCCAUAAGCAUUGAGUCCAUCAAAGGCACAGAGCUGGACUUGGAGAUGAGGGCAGCUGGAAAACGCAGCCAGAGCUCAGCGUUGCUGUCACAGAAUGGGACCCAAAUGGAGCUCAGCUGGGAUGUCGCAAACAGAGAAGGCGAAGCCAAUAGUCUGAUAGGCCUGCUUACAUACCAGGGCCUCGGGGCUCUUCUGACCGAAGCUCGUAUUGAAGGGAGUGAAAAGGAGGCAGCCCAGCCCCUCUGUGAAGUAACACUGUCCAAGGUGGCAGCUGCCUUUGUAGGCCAUGAAGACACCGUGUCCUUGAACAUCCCCGUGAACUUUACGUUCAACCACCCGGAAGCUGUACAUCCUCCCUGUUCCUCCACCUCCGGCAAGAAGCUUGAACGGAGACGGAUUUGUGCCUUCUGGGAGCCUGUCGGUGGGGGCUGGUCUACCAAAGGCUGCAAACUCCUGGAAUCCCAUGGCCACAGCACCCGCUGCCAGUGCGACCACCUGACCAGCUUUGCUGUGCUUAUGGCCUUCUAUGAAGUGGAGGACCAGGGACUGACUGUCAUCACCAGGAUCGGCCUGGUACUCUCGCUGAUCUUCUUGUUCCUCUCCAUCCUCACCUUCCUGUUCUGUCGCUCCAUCCGAGGCAUCCGCACCACCAUCCACCUCCACCUUUGCCUGGCGCUCUUUGCUGCCCAUGCCAUCUUCCUGGUGGGUGCUAGGAACACCGUCAAUCAGACGGCGUGUGCUGUAGUGGCCGGGCUGCUUCACUACUUUUUCCUGUCUGCCUUCUGCUGGAUGUUGCUGGAAGGCGUGGAACUCUACCUGAUGGUGGUUCAGGUCUUCAGAACCCACAGUCUCAAGCGCUGGCACCUGGUCCUCGUGGGAUAUGGGCUCCCGGCCGUCGUCGUGGGCAUUGCAGCUGCCAUCAACCAUCGGGGCUACGGCACCACGAAACACUGUUGGCUCUCAUUGGAACGUGGGUUUCUGUGGAGCUUCUUGGCGCCUGUCUGCCUCAUCAUCCUGAUCAAUGCCAUUGUCUUCGUGGUUACUAUCUGGAAGCUUACUAAGAAAUUUGCGGACAUCAAUCCUGACAUGAGUCAACUAAAAAAGCAGAAGGUGCUUGUAGUCACAGCCAUCGCCCAGCUCUGUGUUUUGGGCACCACCUGGAUCUUCGGCAUGUUUCAGUUCAGCAGCCACAGCCUUGUCAUGUCCUACCUCUUCACCAUCCUCAACAGCCUGCAGGGGCUCUUCAUCUUCAUCUUGCACUGCCUGCUCAAGAAACAGGUGCGUGAUGACUACUGCCGAUUGCUUUGCCGGCGCAGAAGUGCCAAGCCUCAAAGUAGUGACAAGUAUUCAGAGUUCAACUCUACAGGGACUUUCAACACAUUACGGGAGUUCUACAAAGUGGCAGCAGAAUGGAGGGAUGAGGAAGGGGAUAGAAGGCACAGUAAGUCAUGUAAUCUUAACCAGCAAAACCCAUCAGCCACACGAGGGAGAGAGGUUUUUGUACAAGGGCAGCUCAUAUGA
Molecule: messenger RNA, 2415 nt
Organism: Euleptes europaea (tarantolino)
Lineage: Eukaryota; Metazoa; Chordata; Lepidosauria; Squamata; Sphaerodactylidae
Gene: ADGRE5
Product: adhesion G protein-coupled receptor E5
Exons: 19
Coding region: 1-2415 (804 amino acids)
Biological process (GO): cell surface receptor signaling pathway; adenylate cyclase-activating G protein-coupled receptor signaling pathway
Cellular component (GO): membrane
Molecular function (GO): calcium ion binding; G protein-coupled receptor activity
Source: RefSeq, a predicted model, not a curated record